AGCGGGAGGAGCCAAGCCCGCCUUCCCCCAUCCUGGGUCCUAGCGCCUGGUGGCUUGAAAAAUGGCGGGGAAGUGGCGCGCUCUGAACAGCCCGUGGGCCUCGCUGCUCCGUAACUGUUAUGGUCAAUCUUCUCAAACAGCCCGUGGGCAAUUGCUUACAAAAUGUGACACUAAAUUAAAAUGCAGAACAUUAGCUGGUUUGUCUGAAGUUAGGAACAAAUUGUCAUUUGCCAAACAACGAUUCAGCACUGGGCAAUCAACAGUGGAUCCAAAGGAGAUGAAGAAAUUCCAGGUCUUGGCCCAUAAAUGGUGGGACGAAGGAGGACAAUAUGCAGCCCUUCAUUCUAUGAAUGACAUUAGAGUGCCUUUUAUUCGAGAUUCUGCUUUGAAUUUGAGGAAUGACCCUCACCUGGGAAGCCCUCUCUUUGGCAUGAAGAUCCUAGACGUUGGUUGUGGUGGUGGAUUGCUUACUGAACCUCUAGGCAGACUUGGAGCUUCAGUUACUGGAAUUGAUCCCCUGGAAGACAACAUUAGAACAGCAGAAGUACAUACAGCGUUUGAUCCAGACCUGGCAAAGAGAAUACAGUACAAAUCCUGUGCGCUGGAGGAUAUUGUGGAAGAGGCAUCAGAACAAUUUGACAUAGUUGUUGCCUCCGAAGUAGUGGAACAUGUGGCUGAUGUGGAAACAUUCAUCAAGUGUUGUGGUGAAGUGUUAAAACCUGAAGGCUCUCUAUUUAUUACUACAAUCAACAAAACCCAGUUGUCCUAUAUUUUUGCCAUUGUGGUUGCUGAGAGGGUUCUGGGCAUCGUUCCAGUAGGCACCCAUGAAUGGGAGAAAUUCAUCGCACCUGAAGAACUAGAGCGGCUUUUGGAAUCAAAUGGCUUUUCGGUCAAGACAGUGAGAGGCAUGUUAUACAACCCCCUCUUUGGGUCUUGGAGCUGGAUUGAAAACACUAGCAUCAACUAUGCACUUCAUGCUGUGAAAUCAAGUACGCAAGAACACUUGGAUCCACAUGAAGCAUCUCAGGAUGUGGAGAAAGAAGAGCCCUAAACAGAAGCUACUAUCAGAACAGCUGGUUAAAACAUGAAGUCAGGCUUGCAGAAUGAGUCUGGAAGGUGUUUUCAUAAUGAACCAGUAAGGAAGAAGCAGACUGGUGUUUAAUGUGUCUGUUAAACUCAGUCUUGUGGUAUAAGAAUUUGUCAUUCUUCGCAGUCUUAGAGGCACAAAGCUCUGAAAGAUGACACAUCUUGAACAAGAAGUCAGGUGGAUGUCUAAAGAUUGGGUGUUGUGUGCAUGUUAUUGGGAAAAGUUUGGAUUUUCAUGUAUUUCUAAAAUCACUGAAUUCCUUUUCUUGUUCAGAUUCGGCAGCUUGCCUGCUUUAAACACACAAGUUAUUUUAAUACUUAAUUAAACUUGAGUUUGAAUUCUGAUAUUCUAAAAUAAUAA
Messenger RNA from Anolis sagrei ordinatus, 1447 nucleotides. RefSeq names its product coenzyme Q3, methyltransferase (gene COQ3). Gene Ontology annotation, molecular function: 2-methoxy-6-polyprenyl-1,4-benzoquinol methyltransferase activity. Gene Ontology annotation, biological process: ubiquinone biosynthetic process. Lineage: Eukaryota; Metazoa; Chordata; Lepidosauria; Squamata; Anolidae. Gene Ontology annotation, cellular component: mitochondrion. The record is from RefSeq and is a predicted model, not a curated record.